UUUUUCUUUUUCGAAUAGAAGUUGAAUUAACCCGACUCGCCGGCGGCACCCUCUCCCUUAUCCUUCAGAAUUGUGCACGACCUCAAAAUAAAGAAAAUUCGUGGAAAAUCUUUACUCCAACAAUGGCGUCCAUUCAGUCCCCAAUUUCUGCCGUAUCAUUCAACAAAGCCAAACGGCCCAGAAGGAGGAUACCCUGUGCAUCACUUUCUCCCGCUCUGAACACAAGGGCCAUGGCGAAGGAGCUGCAUUUCAACCAUGAUGGGUCCACCACGAAGAAGCUUCUGGCAGGGUUGGAACUGGUGGCAGAGCUGGUUGGGGUUACUCUGGGUCCUAAAGGAAGGAAUGUGGUGUUGCAGAAUAAGUAUGGGCCUCCCAAGAUUGUCAAUGAUGGAGAAACUGUCCUCAAACAGAUUGAAUUGGAGGAUCCUCUAGAAAAUGUUGGGGUGAAGCUGAUAAGGCAAGCUGGUGCUAAAACAAAUGAUCUUGCUGGUGAUGGCUCCACUACAUCUAUAAUCCUCGCCCGUGGUCUGAUCACCGAGGGGGUGAAAGUGAGAAAACUGAAUGCAAUCAUUGUUUCUUCAAGAGACUGAUAUAGCUUCAAGUGAUUGCAGCCGGUUUGAACCCUAUCCAAAUUGCUCGCGGGAUUGAGAAGACUGCAACAGCCCUUGUUUUGGAACUCAGAUCCAUGUCAAGAGAGGUUGAGGAUAAUGAGCUUGCUGAUGUUGCUGCAGUUGGUGCAGGGAAUGACUAUGCAGUAGGAAACAUGAUUGCUGAUGCUCUUCAGCAAGUGGGAAAGAAAGGUGUUGUUACAAUUGAACAAGGAAAAAGUACCGAGAAUUGUUUACAAAUCGUGAAAGGAAUGCAAUUCAAUCGCGGAUAUAUGUCUCAUUACUUUGCAACUGAUCGAAGGAAAAGGAUAGUGGAGUUUCAUGAUUGCAAGUUGCUUUUGGUUGACAAAAUAAUCACAAAUCCAAAGGCGAUGUUAAAAUUUUUGGACAAUGCAGUUAAAGAGAAGCUCCCUAUUGUAAUAGUUGCAGAGAAUGUCGAGCAGGAAGCCUUGGCUCCCAUUAUAAGAAACAAACUCCGGGGUGUGCUGAAGGCAGCAGUAAUUAAGGCACCCGCCUUUGGUGAGCUCAAAAGCCAUUACUUAGACGACAUUGCUGUCCUGACCGGAGGCACUGUUAUCAGAGAUGAUGCAGGGGUGACACUAGAAAAUGCUGGCGAGGAGGUAUUGGGCUCUGCUACCAAGGUCGUGAUAACAAAAGACUCAACAUUGAUAGUUACAGAUGGAAGCACUCAGGCAGCUGUUGAUUCUAGGGUUUCCCAACUGCGCAAUCUUGUUGAGAACACUGGGGAGAAGUCAUGCAGGAAAACAUUGAAUGAAAGAAUUUCAAGGUUGUCAGGAGGCAUUGCAAUUCUCCAGGUGGGAGCACAAACUGUAAUUGAGUUGAAAGAUAAGCAACUGAGGAUUGAAGAUGCUUUAAAUGCAACUAAGGCUGCAAUUGAAGAGGGUGUGGUGGUUGGUGGUGGCUGCAGCCUUUUGAGGCUAGCUACGAAGGUUGAUGAGAUUAAGGAACAUCUUGAUAAUGACGAGCAGAAGAUUGGUGCGGAAAUCUUCCGAAGAGCUUUGAGCUAUCCCAUAAGAUUAAUAGCCAGCAAUGCAGGUGUCAAUGGUAAUGUUGUGAUAAAUCAGGUGCUGUCAAAUGAUGACCCAGGAUAUGGAUAUAAUGCUGCAAAGAACAGAUACGAGGACUUGAUAACUGCAGGGAUUAUGGAUCCAACAAAGGUGGUACGAUGUUGUCUGGAGCAUUCUGCAUCAGUGGCAAAGACAUUUCUCACUUCGGAUGCUGUUGUACUCGACAUCACCGAAAAAAGGUCUCUGCCGAGGACAAUAUCGAUGCCAUCACCACCCAUUACAUCCAUCCCUGACAGACGACAAAGAGGGCUUGGACCUCUGAGAUUAUAACCACGGGACACUGCCAGAGGUUGAGGUGUAGCGUUUGAGUUUCUUCAAGCGUUCAAAUGGGAUCUCUAGCAUCAGUCAAUAGUCCGCUUGUCAAUGGCAUUCCUGCAGUUGUGAAUGGAAUUAACCUGUGACGCCAUGGGGAUCCACUGGUGGGGAGAAGAAAGAAAAGCAAACCAAUCGUGAGAUCUUAGUUUCGAUUCAUCAAAAGCACAUCAAAGCCUAGCUACGGUCCAAUUGACCUUUUGACUUGCAAAUCAUGCUUCGUGCCAUGCAUCACUAUGAUAUUAUUUACACCUAAGAAUAAAUUCACCUUAAAACAACAUUAUUGCGG
Molecule: messenger RNA, 2297 nt
Organism: Linum tenue
Lineage: Eukaryota; Viridiplantae; Streptophyta; Magnoliopsida; Malpighiales; Linaceae
Source: the annotation of a GenBank genome assembly